Rosa rugosa (rugosa rose) is the source of this 1311-nucleotide messenger RNA. RefSeq names its product receptor kinase-like protein Xa21. The transcript is spliced from 3 exons. The coding region runs from base 1 to 1311 and encodes 436 amino acids. The record is from RefSeq and is a predicted model, not a curated record. Gene Ontology annotation, molecular function: protein binding; ATP binding. Lineage: Eukaryota; Viridiplantae; Streptophyta; Magnoliopsida; Rosales; Rosaceae.
AUGAGUCUAUGGAAUCUCAAAAAUCUCCUGUUCCUGAAUCUGUCAUUCAAUUCUCUUAGUGGAGACUUACCUACAAGCAUGAGAAAGACUAAGGUUCUUCAAAUCAUUGCUUUAUCCUCAAAUCAAAUCAGUGGAAACAUUCCAACUGUUAUUGGAGAAUUUCAAAGCUUGAGCUCUUUAUAUUUGUCAAACAACAUGUUUGUAGGAUCUGUUCCCCAAAGUUUUGGUGAUCUAAAAGGAUUGGAACUUUUGGACCUAUCAUACAACAACUUGUCGGGCACGAUACCUAAGUCUCUAGAAAUGCUCAAAUACCUCAAGUAUUUGAACUUGUCUUAUAACAAGCUCUUGGGAGAAAUUCCUUCUGAGGGACCUUUUGUCAACUUCAGUGCACAAUCAUUCUUGGGAAAUAUGGCACUUUGUCAGAGAUCACCAAACUUUGGAGUCUCACCCUGCAGGAAUCCUAGGGCUCAAAAAUCAAGGAAGGCUUCUAGUUUGCUCACAUAUAUUUUUCCAGCUAUUAUAUCAAUAGCUAUCCUCAUAAGUCUCAUUUCUUGGUGGAAAAUUUGUCACAAAAGAAAAGCAACCAUUCCAAGGCCAACUGAACAGUUAAUAGCACCAGAGCAGAUAUUGAUAUCAUAUCAUGAACUCUGUUUGGCUACUAAUAACUUCUGUGAAAGCAACUUACUGGGAGUGGGGAGUUUCGGCUCUGUGUACAAGGGUCUGCUUUCUGAUGGGGUAAUUGUUGCUGUCAAGGUUCUAAAUUUAACAAUGGAGGGUGCCUUCAAAAGUUUUGAUGCAGAGUGUCUAAAUGUGGUCACUAUAGGCCAAAUUCAGUUGCUUAAUGGAUGGAAUUAUAAGAAGUGGAGAAACCAAGUUGAAUUUUAUCUGUCUAUGCAUCAAAACAUGGAUCUUUGCUUGAUUGAGGAACAACCAUUAGAGCUAGACACUGAGAGCACAGAAGAAGAUAGAAAAUACUAUAAGGAGUGGUAUAGCUCCAACAGGAAAGCCAAAAAUGUGAUAAGAACCUCUAUGUCUGACACAGUUAGGGGCUCGAUCAUUGAGCCAGAGCUUGCCAUGGAUUUCCUAGAAGCCAUAGGAGAUAAAUAUCAGGAGAGUGACAAAGCUGAGGCUGCUAGGCUAUCCAAAAGAUUUAAUGAGCUGGAGUUUUCAGGAAAAGGAAGUGUGAGGGAGCACAUUAUGGAGCUGAUUGACCUCAACUCGAGGCUGAGGGAUUUAGACAUGGGAGUUAAAGACUCUCAGAGGAAGAGAGAAUCAGGAAGGAAGGCAGACCAACUACUGCAGUCAAUCUAG